AUUAAUCCGGAUUCGAUAAUCAGUUUUGAAUGGUUAGGUUCCAAUACCCUCUCAAUUGUUACUGUGAAGGAUCGAACACAAAUUUUCUUUAUCAAGUGUAGUACUAAUCACCGCUAUACCAACCGUAAAUUGCGAAUGGGUAAAGACAACUUCUUUUUUCGCAGUCAAAACACUCAAACUUAACUCACUUUAAAUGUUUAAAAAAAAAAAAAUCACUUUAAAUGUGGAAAACUCGAAGGUCGAAACCAAAGAAAAAUUAAAUUCAAAUAAAAAUUCAGAUUGCAGAAACAAAAAUUCACCAUCUCGAAUUCACGAUCAUCUUCCCGGUGAUACCUCUGCUCUCUUCAAAGUAAUAGUUUUCUUUCACAAAUUUCGUUUUUUAUGUGUUAAAUAAUAAUUUUUAUGUUCUGAAUUGUCAAUUUUUUUUUGUUCAAUCAAUUUGUAUAUCUGUUUAUUUUUUUUCAAUCAAUUUGUAUAGAAUUAUUACUCAAUUGUAAAUUUGAAGGAUUAUUUCAUAUCACAGUCGGUUAAUUGCCAACGAAUUAUGGGAUAAAAUCAAUUGAUAUUUUUGGAUUAGGGUUAUUAAUUACAAGUUAAAUUUUUAUUUUUUAAAAAAAAUAUUUGUUUCAUGAUUUCUCAGAAUGUUUGUAAAUUAGGGUUUUGUUUUGUGAAAGCUUAUAUCUUUAUUGAUCAUUAUAAUUUAGUCUCAUUACAAAUUAAGUCGUAUGUAGAUUCAUCAUAUAUUGAUUUUGUGGCCAAAAUUAAAUCAGCUCAUAUCAGAUUUCAUAGUGUAAAAUAAUUAAUUUAACUGAUCAGAUUUUAUAAUGUGAUUUCAAAAUUAAUUAUAUUAAAUUAAAUUUAAUAAUCCCUUCUAUGCAUAACUUUACUUUUGCAUUUUCAUGGUCUCCAUGCCCUUGUUUGACCAUAAAGAUUUUUUGUGAUGCCCUUGAUUAUUUAUAAACUUUACAUUGACAUGAAUUCGACAAGAUAAUGUUUUUGAUAAUAUUUAAACCACCAAUAAUGAAGUGAAGGUAUAAUGUGAUGUAAUUGCCAAUUUUCUAAAGAUUUUUUUUAUGAAUAAUCUUUGUUUAUGUUCUGUUCUUAUACAUCAUAUGUCUUGGAAAUUAAAUCAACUAAAACGAGUACGUACUUUAGGUCAGUCGGAAUUUUGUUUUCUUUUUUAUUCUAGCUGCCUCUGGAUGUUUUUGUAUUAGCAGUAUCAAGUAUGGCUCAUAGUGGAUCCAAGAAAAAGAAGAGCCUUGAAACUCAAGUUGAUAUGCACUAUACUAGAUUCAAGAAAAGGAGGAGCCUUAACAAUCAAGCUGAUAUUGAUGAUAUUGAUAAGAUUAGUGAUUUGCCGCGAGAUGUGUUAACCAGAAUUAUGGAAUGUUUGCCCCUCCGGGAUGCUGCACGAAUGUCUGUUGUUUCGCGUAAGUGGCAGGGCAUUUGGACUUCAAUCCCUAGUCUUGCUUUUGAUGCUCACUUUUUUGCAAGGGUUCUUAGAAGAAGUGUACCUGAAACCCAUCAAUUUUGCAGCAUUGUGAGUAAAAUACUCUUUCAACAUGAAGGUUCCAUUCUCAAAUUCACAUUGUGGGUUCCUCCUGUAAAAACUUGUCCUGAUGUUACUCAGUGGAUAUCCUUUCUUUCAAGAUCCGGUCUUAGGGAGUUCGGCCUGUGUAACAUGUACCAUACGCCUCUUAAGUUGAGCUGGCAUCUCUUUUCUUGUGAUAGCUUGGAAACUUUGAAUCUUUAUAACUGCAUAUAUAGUCCUCCUCCUAAUUUUGGGGGCUUUCCGAGGCUGACGAGCCUGGAGCUUUGCAGAGUCAAUAUAGUGUGCUGGACACUCAAAGAUGUAAUUGGCAGUUGCCCUGUACUACAAAAUCUAGUUUUAAAAAACUUUUCUGGUAUGGAGGAUAGGCAUCUUAUUAUUGAUGUUCCUCUCCUCAGAAACUUGGUUGUCGAUGGUGCAUUUGCUUCAAUCGAUGUUACAGUUUCUGAAAAUCUUGUGUCAGCUUCCUUUGUUCUACAGAAAAUGACAAAAAAUUGUCCUGAGGAAGGGAAUUCAUAUGAUCUGAUCAAUUCUCUUGCAAAUUCUAGUAAACUUGAAUGGCUUUGUUUAGGUGGUCAUUUUUGUAAGGUAUUGUUUGAAAAGCAAAACCUUCCUAAUACUUCUCCGAAAUUGAAAAAUUUGGAGUUGCUGUCCCUCCAUCUGAAUGAUCUAGAUGAUUUUUCUUCUGCAAUUAGCUCUAUUCAGAGCUUUCCUAACAUUGAAACGCUUGAUAUCUCUGUUAAUACCAGCAAAAAUCUGGAUAAUAAUGUGCUAGUUUACGAUCCUGACUUUAUAUUACAUCACCUCCGUUGUGCAAAAAUUGGAAUUUGGAGUGCUUCCAGUACAGAGCUCAAGUUGAUUGAGUUUUUGCUUGCGUGCUCUCCUGUGCUUGAGAAGUUAUCGAUAUCAUUGACUAUGCCCCUGAAGCAGGGCUCUCACUCCAAGAUGUCGACUCAGUUGAACAGGUUUCGUAGAGCAUCACCAAAGGUGGAAGUCAUCUGUCCAGAGCGUAAAGUCUUUCCAAAGAAAUUACCUCAUGGGCGCUAUCAAGUAUCAUUCACUUCAUCUCCGACUUCUCAACAUAUUAGUAUAGAUUCGUCGUCCUCUGACUACAUUGAGUAUUAUUCAGAUGCAUCUUCUUGAUCAGACUAGUUUGUGGUUUUGUAUGUAAUGAUUUGGAUAGUUUCGGGUUUAAUAUGUAGUGAUUCUGCUUUUGUGAUUUUGUAUGUUUAGGGGAUUUUUGUGAUUUUGUAGGUGGCGAAUUGGAUUAGUUUGUGAUCAGUAUUCAGUGGUAAUAAUGUUCUGUAUGUACUGUGUAAUAAGUCUAAUUAGUUUGUGAGUUUUUAUGAUUUGUACUCGUAUCUCAUAAAUAAUCAGAGAUAUAAGUAUAUAACGAUCUCUUUCCGGUGGUUCUAGUGUUACUUGGUGUAAUAAUCGCUCUUUAUUUGAAUAUUGCAAAAAAUAACAUGGGUAGUAAUUAAAAUUGGAUUGCCAUUUUGCAUACGAAUUUUUCC
Molecule: messenger RNA, 3063 nt
Organism: Chenopodium quinoa (quinoa)
Lineage: Eukaryota; Viridiplantae; Streptophyta; Magnoliopsida; Caryophyllales; Amaranthaceae
Product: F-box/FBD/LRR-repeat protein At1g13570-like
Exons: 3
Coding region: 1226-2692 (488 amino acids)
Molecular function (GO): protein binding
Source: RefSeq, a predicted model, not a curated record